ACAGUGUGUACAUAUUCCUCAUUGACAAGUACUACAAUUGAAAUAUAUACAGUGUAUGUCUAAAAAUAAGUUUAAAUUUCCAUCGAAUCUUAAAUUGAAUAUUGACCUUACUAGUUUAAGGUCAAAUAAAAAUAGAAGUUUAAAAUCUUGUUCUUGUGUAAUUCCCAAUUGUGUUUAAUUUGAUGUUUACGAAGUACGAGUAUAUUAAUACAAAAUGGAGGACGAUGUGUAUGAUUUGUGUAUAGUUGGAGCUGGAAUGAUAGGGUCUGCAGUAGCUAAAUAUGCAUCAGAAUGGGGUCGUGUUUGUUUAGUUGGACCAGAAGAACCAGAGGAAAAAGAUGUUAAUUGUACGAGAGACAUAUUUGGAUGUCAUUAUGAUGAAGGAAGAAUUGCAAGAUGUUUAGCUCAUGACCCUAUCUGGACACAGUUGGCUCGUUUCUCUAUGGCAAGGUACAGACAAAUAGAAAGUGAUUCAGGUAUAUGUUUUUAUAAUGAAGUUGGCUCAUUGGUAGCUGGAGGAAAGGAUUCAAAAUAUAUGAUUGACAAUGAAACGGUUUCAAAGAAACAACAGCUAGAAAGCGAGAUACUUUCAUACGAGACACUCAAAAAGAAGUUUCCACUUUUAAAUUUCUCUGAUAUAGAUCAUGGAAUAUAUGAGGUAAAAGCCGGACAUAUCAGUGCAAGAAAUUUGGUCAGUGCUCAAAUAAAGCUAGCUAAAUCCAAGGGUUGUGCAUGCAUCCAUGAAAUUGUUAACCAGAUUGAGAAAAAAGAAAAUAACAAAAUGUGUGUAAUAACAGAAUCAGGAAAACAAGUCUUAUCCAGAAAGGUACUACUAGCAACAGGCGCAUUUACAGCUUUCAGAAAUUUACUUCCUGUAGAUCAAGAAUUGGACGUAGGGUUAUGUCCACUAACAACUGCUAUGAUUGAGGUUACAGCUGACGUUUUCACAAAUAUGAGAAAAUAUCCUACCGUGAUAUAUCAUGGGAAAGGAACAGAAAAUUGGAAGAUGGAAUAUCCACGCUCAAAAGACGGUGAUUAUAGUUGGUAUAUGCUUCCACCAAUUAGAUAUCCUGAUGAGAAGUACUACAUAAAGCUAGGACAUCUACAGCAUGCUACCACUAAACGUUUUACCAAAAGCUGUGAAGUAAAGGAAUGGUAUUGUAGUAGUGGAGACAAAACACUCGUCAAUGAAACAGUUGAUCUUUUCAAAACUGUCGUUCAAGAUGUUUUCCCGAUCUCCUACCAUGGUGACAGCUGUGUUAUAACGACAACUCCAACUAAACGACCAUACAUAGAUACUAUACAUCCUCAGCUAGGUGUCGCUGUCGGUGGGAAUGCUUAUGCAGCAAAAUCCAGUGACGAGAUAGGAAGGAUUGCUGCUGUAAUGAUGAUGAAAAACGAAUGGGACUCGUCUUUAAACAAAGAAGAUUUUAAUGUUAAACUAAAGAAUGAACCAUCAGGCUAAUUAACAAACUGAGAUAACCAGUUGAACCAAGAGUUUGCCAAAUAAACAAAUUAUCCAGAUGUGCAGGGAGUGAUACUACGUAUUCUUACACAAGCAGAAAUUUCUGGCCUGCUUUACUUGUAACUGAAUUUUAUAUUGAAGUCAGUAAAGGCUAUACGAUAGGCAUCAUAUACACUUAAUAGGGAUCCCUUAAAACGAGGUCACUGAACCUUAUCCACCACACAACUAUUCCAUGCAUCAAGUAUAAGACUUACUGCUGACAGUAUCUGAUAACAAACAAUUAACGUUGAUAAAGGAUUCCUGAAAUGAGGUCAAGGUCAGAUGAACUUUGUACAACUAACAAUCAUUCCGUGUUCCAAAUGUAGUUAAGAUAUUGCUUAUAGUAUCGGAGAAAUGAAGCUAACCAGGAAUAUUUAUUGUUGCUUAGUGGACCAUAGAGGUCUAACUCUGAUAAACACUGCCGGAUUGACGUGUACACAUAACAGGGAUUCAAUACUCCAAUUAAAGUUGAUUUAUUGUGUACACUAUAUCUUUCAGACGGACAUGUAUACCUUCAAACCAUUACAUACACUAAAUAUAGUCAUAAGAAAUGAGAGAAAGAAAAUGAUUCGAAUUAAAAUUACCUCGCCACUACUGGUAAGCUGAAUAAAGCCAGGCAAAUUUUAAAGCAUAAAGACGACAAAACUUUUAAAGUGUGACACAACUAUCAUUUAUUCAACGCUGAAAUGUAGCACAAACAGUUUAAUGCAUGUUAUAGACCCAGCAUUACAUAUGCUAGAUUUUUAUUAAAUAAUAUUUACAUUACCAAUAGAUAAAAGAGUUGUUCCAUAAGUAAAAAUAGUUUAUUCUGGUUACCCUUGAUAUCCUUUUUCAAAUUCAUAGACGGGAUAUCUAUGAAUUGUGUUUUUCCAGAAAAAAGAAUAACAGACUGGAUAUGUGUCUUGAUGAUUAAAUAUUACACAAGUAAUGAGAAGUAGGAUACAAUUACAUUAUGUAAUCAAGAUUUGAAAUCAGAUAAAGGUUUAUGCUUAUUA
Messenger RNA from Mytilus californianus (California mussel), 2499 nucleotides. Its product is annotated as N-methyl-L-tryptophan oxidase-like. NCBI's taxonomy places the organism in Eukaryota, Metazoa, Mollusca, Bivalvia, Mytilida, Mytilidae. The record is from RefSeq and is a predicted model, not a curated record. The transcript has 6 exons. The coding region runs from base 215 to 1465 and encodes 416 amino acids. Gene Ontology annotation, molecular function: sarcosine oxidase activity; flavin adenine dinucleotide binding.